UCUUUCUGUCCUUUUUUUAAAAAAGCACUCGUUUCUCUUUGCGCUGCUGGGUUUUGUCCGAGACGGUCAAACUGGAUGUAAAAAGCUGGUGGGUCGCCAGUCCAAGAUGCUUCUGGUUUCCCCUCGGGUAGAAGCACCACGCAUGGAGCCGCAUAUUCCAUUACAGGGAUCCAUUAAGAGAAAGCUGGAAGAUGGCAGUUCCCCAGCCUCCCAAACCAUGCCUGAUGUCAUUUUCUCAAGCGACAACAAGAGACUCUGCCUUGAUGAUGUCACUCUUUCAAUGGGACAAGCAGCCAAUCCCGUUUCCUGUCCAGAUAUGCAGCAGUCACCCUUCUCCACCAAUCAUGGUGCAUCCUCUAUAGGAGUGCCAGGUCAUGCCAUGCUGUUGGAAAAUAGUCAUAUGAAUGGUAGCAGUAUAGGGUCUCCGUUUUCAGUGCCACCUAACACUGAAGUAGGGCAGAAGGGAUCCCUCAGUAGCCAAAAUAAUAUGGGCCAUUAUGAUGAGAAAGGCAGCAACUUACAAUCUGUAGACCAGGAACUGCAAGACUUGUUAGAAGAACUGACUAAAAUGCCUGAACCUUCUCCCAAUGAACUGGACCUCGAGAAGAUCUUGGGAAGCAAACCUGAGGAGCCUCUUGGAAGUCUUGGCCACACACAGCCAACCAUCAACAACACUCCAAAGUCCUCUUCCCAGACACCGCACUUGGAGAACCAUGUGCCCAGCAAAGAGUUUUCUCCAGGGUGUAACCCUCAAAGUGGAGGGUCACCCCAAAUGAGACCCUCCUCAGCGGGAGGGAUCUAUCCAGUUCCACCCCAAAACAAACCUGUUGCACCACCCAUUUCAUCAGCUGCACCAAGUAAGAACCAGGCUCAGUCUAUGCUCUCGGUACAUGUAUCCAACAUGACUAGCUCUAAUUGGCAUGCACAGCAACUAAAACAACUGGCAGCAAGCAAACAGGUCCCUGCUACCAAGCAUCAAGCUCCUAACUGGUCUAAUAUAUCAUCCCAAGGCCUCUCUCCCCCUUAUCGGCAAGGAUCUUCCCCUCACCAUCAGCCAUUCAGUCCUCAAAAUGUCAUGGUGUCUAGCAUGAGUUCUAAUGGCCUGCCAGGAAACAACAUUCAAAGUCCUCAGAGCUCCUUGCUUUCGAGCAUAACGUCCAACAGCAAUCCAUCCAGUGGCCCAUCUCCUCCUUUUGGUUCUGAGAAGCUUUCCAGUCCUGUUCUCAACCAGCAACCUUUCAGCCCUCCAAAUCCCAUCCUUUCCAACAUGUCUGCCACCAGCAUUCCGACCAACAGCAUCAAAAGCCCACAGAACAACUUGGUGUCUACAAAUACUGGGCCCUCCCCACCAUACAGGCCAGAAAAGCUUUCAAGCCCUGCUCUGCACCAGCCCCCAUAUAGCCCUCAGAGUACCUUGAUUCCAAACAUAGCCCCUACCAACAAUCCCACCAGCAUGCAGAGCUCUCUCUUCAAACCGAUGGCAGCUCAGUCCAAAAACAUGAACCUUAUCAUGCAGCAGUCCUCCAGUGGCUUGCAGCCAGGCUUGGUAACCGAAGGGCCUGUUGGGCAAGACCAGUUUUCAUUCAAUAACACAAAGCCACUGUCCCAUUUCACGUCGGAAUCCACUGCUCCUCAGAAGAUGUCACCCAUGACUUCAGGCCCUGGGCAGCAAUCGCUCAUUCACUAUCUCCAGCAGCAGCAGCAGCAGCAGCAGCAGCAGCAGCAGCAGCAAGUAGCCACUUCACAGCAGUCCCAGCAAGUCAAUAACAGCCCGUUUAUUCAGCAGCAGCUGCGGCAGCUAAUGCAGCCUUCUCGGAUGCAGCGGCACGUGCAGCCAUCUCAAACCCGACAGGACCAAAACCCCGGGAUUGUCGCUACACUUCAGGAGCCAACAGCUGCCCCAAAUACAGGUCCAGCGCCUGCACCGGCUCGGCCGAUGGUGAAUGGUUAUACGAUGAGGAACCACUUACUAAAGCAGCAGAUAAUAAGACGGCAGCAGCUGCAGGAAAAACAAAGACAUGGCAUGAUGGGAGUGGCGUCUGAGCAGAGGAGUGCUUUUGUGGGCCAGCAGAUGAAUCAGUUCCCUGCUGUCUCCCAGCCCAUGCCGACUGACUGCAGCCAAUCCAUGCAGACUCCUCCUCCAAACCACCGCAUAAUGCCGUCCGCUCAGGGGAUCUUGCAGAAUGCCUUGGGCUCUGGGAUGACUCCUGCUGCUAUGAACCAGAACAGCGGGGCAAUGGUGAUGAUGCCUCAUAACCCCAGCAAACAGCCAGGAAUUUUCUCACCCAGUUCUGAUUACAAUCUCCCUCUCCGGCCAAGCCCAAACUCUCUGGCCAUGAAUUCAGGAUGCCAAACAGUUCACAGCCAUCCUGUGGCUCGGCCAGGCCUGGCAUUGUCCGGCUUUAGCACCGGCUCCUUAGUGAAUCCUCCACCUGCCCAGCAGCACUUGAGACAGCCAUCCAUGCCAAGAAUUCCUAACGUCUAUUCCAACUCAUCUGCACAGAUGUGGACACCAACAGGGGUACCAAGGAUGCCAAAUCAAAGCCAAAUGGAUGCCAGCAUGCAGCAGUUCGCCAGUAGCCCCCUCUUCUCAAAACAGAACACGAGGCCAAACAUCCCAGGUCAACCAUUCUCUCAUCAGGCUGUGGUUCCACCCAAUCAGAUUGCUCCUGGAGUCCAGGCCAGGCAGAUGCAGAAAGUCAGUCUUGGACAGUCUGGCCCCAACAUGGCCAUCCUGAACAAUCAGAACUUGAGACACAACUUAACCAGAGGACCUUUGCCAACGGCAAUGAAUGUUAUGAAAUCAAUGCCACAAGGCGUAUCUGGUUUUAACCAGCUGAGUCCCGCUCAAGCCGUUGGCCCACCAACCUAUCCUGGUUCCACUGGCCAGCCGACAGGGACAUUCAGCCGAAUGAGCACCGCCUCUGAGCUACCACCACAGUAUGACUUUGUGGCCCAGCCGAACAAUUCCAUUUUGCCUGGGAAUUGCAGCGAUGCAGACUUCAUUGACUCUCUGAUGAAGAACAGCAGCAGUGGCGGGACUGAUGAAGACUGGCUAAAUAACUUGACAAUGAUAGACGACAUUUUGGGACAGCAUGUUCAAAGCUCUGGCCACGUGUAACGUUUUAGGGAAAUGGAGGGAAAUGUAAAUAGUUUGUGCAGGAACCUUCAACAAGAAGUAACAUGAAAAGAAAUCCUCCCCCCCAUCAUUCAUGGAUGGAAGAAUAAACUUGUCCAACUAACUCUUCACCUUUGUCCCAGGUUUUUCAGACGACUGUACAUAUAUUUGAAUAUUUUGUAAAUUAUGUUUUCCUAAACAUUAAAUAUGGAAGUAUUUAUACUUCUUUGCUGGAUUCUUUGUAAAUACCCUAUAGACUACUCCUCUUUGUUAUAUUAUAGGAAAUGAAUUACACUUCGUUCUAAAUAUGCAAAUAUUAUUGUUAGUUUCAGUAAUACUGUGUAUUACAGCAUCAAAUAUUUUAUGUUUUUGACAUAACACAUGAACUAGGGGUGUCGUGGCAAACUGAAUAACACAGGAAGCAAGCAUGGCGAGAUUCCGUAUUUCCCUGUUCCCUUAGCACAGAUUGAUGUGACUGGUCAACUGAAUGACAAAUCCAUUUUGAUCUUGCAAAUGAGAAUUGAUCCCUUCCAGUCCCAGAAAUUUACCCACACAAAUUAGUUAAUAAACUAUCUUGUUGUGGCAAGCUGCUAUCUAUGCCAGAUGGAAGACUCUUGCUGCCAUUGACCUAUGGCUGGUUCACAUGUGCACGUUUGGGACAAUGGAAGCCAUGAUGUGCAAGUGUGAAUGAGCCAUUUAAUUCCAAAUGCAACUGACAGAAUUUGAGAAUGGCUGGUUUGUUUUCCAAGAAGUGUCUGUGCUCAUACAUUGAUCUACAAGUUAAGUGAUAGAUGUCUCUGUGGGAAAUGGCCCCCUGGAUCAUAAGGCUGUUGAACUGGGAGGGCAAAGCAAUGAGGUUCAGUUGUGCAACAUCCUUAACAUCUGAAGAGCGCAAAAGUCUGCCUAGACAGCUCUUAUCAUUCAGUGGAUAACCCUUCCUGGGUUGCCUUCCUCGACAAUGUAUAUUUGUAGUGUACAGGUGAUUU
Gekko japonicus is the source of this 4104-nucleotide messenger RNA. RefSeq names its product mastermind like domain containing 1 (gene MAMLD1). Lineage: Eukaryota; Metazoa; Chordata; Lepidosauria; Squamata; Gekkonidae. Bases 107 to 3121 code for a protein of 1004 amino acids. The transcript is spliced from 5 exons. The record is from RefSeq and is a predicted model, not a curated record. Gene Ontology annotation, biological process: regulation of transcription by RNA polymerase II. Gene Ontology annotation, cellular component: nuclear body.